Messenger RNA from Dentiscutata heterogama, 392 nucleotides. The record is from the annotation of a GenBank genome assembly. NCBI's taxonomy places the organism in Eukaryota, Fungi, Glomeromycota, Glomeromycetes, Diversisporales, Gigasporaceae.
GAAUAGCUAUGUAUAAUUUAAAUAAUACAACCUAUAAUGAAACAAUGACAAAUGGUUUAAAUAACAACUGUGAUAAUAAUCAAUCAUGGUGGAAAUCACUUUUGAGUAUGAGUAAUGGUGGUAGUGUGAUAUGCCUACCUCAUCUUUAUGCUUUUGUAAUCAACAGUCAUUCUUAUUAUCAGAUUCAUUUUGCUAAUACUAAGGGCUAUUUGGUGAAUUGGUUUGUAUAUGAUACAAAUGCACAGGAUUAUAUAGCAGAACAAUAUAAACUUGACAAGAAUAUUGUUGAUUUAAUUGAACAAGAAUUAGCAAUUGUUAACCAGUUUGUUCAAGGUUUAUAUCAAUUACAUGAUGCUGAAUAUUCUCAAGCCGAUUGGUGGUUUAAUAAGUAA